Molecule: messenger RNA, 1748 nt
Organism: Paramecium octaurelia
Lineage: Eukaryota; Ciliophora; Oligohymenophorea; Peniculida; Parameciidae
Source: the annotation of a GenBank genome assembly
AUGUUUGGUAAGGUAAUAGUCUUGAUUGUUUCCAUAUUAAGUCUGUUACUUACUUAUAAUUUCAUAAGGACAUCCCUUGUAUAUAAAAACAAGCAAGAGGUUGAUCAAAUAUUGAGUUACUUGAACAAGUACUUGACUCAAACCUAUUUUGCUCCAGUAGCAAUUAAAACCUAAGUAAGAGCUAGAUAUUGAUUAAGUACUGUAGUAUAACUCAAUAUUGGUCAGACCAGAAGCAGAUUAUUGUAAGAGAUCAGAUUUAUACAAAUUUUAUCAUCCUGAUAUUGUGAUGAAAGAUACUUACACUUUUAGAGAAGCAAGAGGAGUCAUAAGAGAGACGUUGAGAUCCUCUUAUUAUGAUUGCAUACCUUAGAUGACAUACAAAUUAAAAAAUACUUAAUGUAAUAGCAAAUAUUAGAUUAUGCUAGAUUUACCAAGACACGUGUUACCUGUUUAAUUGACUCUUCCUUUUACUUACUAUGAUUAAUUGGUGCAUAAAUUUUAAGUAGGCUAAGGUAUUAUCAUUGAAUAACUAGUUAGAAUCAUUAUGCUUAUUCCAAAAGUACAAUCACUUAAUUACUAGACAUGUACUCUCUCAUAAGGAUAAUCUGAUGAAUAAUUAAUACUUGUAUUUGGACAGCCUAAAAAAGAGUGGAGUUGAUUAAGAUUGCAUAAACAAUGCUACUUUUAUUCCUAAGACUUAUAGAUUAUUUAAUAAGCAAGAUUGCGAAGAGUUUUUCACUUAUUUGGAUUCAGCUGAAUAUAAAAGUGUAAUAGAAAGAGAUGGUCCAUAAUUUAUAACCAAGGUUGGCCUGGAAGUUCAUAGAGGACGAGGAAUUAAGGUUCUCUUUCCAGAUGAAACUCGUAUUUUAUAAGAUACUUACAAACACGGCAAAAGAUGUGGAAUUGAUAAAUCAUUGCUGGUAGCCUAAAAAUAUAUCGGAAAUCCUAUGUUAUUUAAUGAUCAUAAAAUAGAAUUUAGAGUUUAUUGGGUCCUUGCAUCCACUAAUCCCAUUAUUGCCUAUGCAUAUGAUAAGACUUUGAUUAGAAGGUGCAUAGCUACCUUCGAUAAGUUUUCUUUGGAUAAGGAAGCUCAUGUUUGCAAUACUGCUGUUGUACAAAGCACUUUGCAAAAGAAGGGAUCUGACUUAUAUAUGAGGGAAGAUAAUUCUGAUGAAUCAGAGUUGUACAUAGAUUGGAAAUUAGAUUAUUUGUAGGAUCUUUUAUUAAAGCAAGGGAAAAUCAAAGACACCAAGUGGCUCUAAAAUUAUUUGUAUCCCACAAUUGACCGAAUGAUCAUACAUGCAAUUAGAUCUACAUAACAAAAAUUUAAUAGAGAUAGUAGAUUAGCUGAGUUUUUUGCUGCUGAUUUUAUUCUAACAGAUGAUUUAUAAAUAUACAUUAUGGAAAUGAACUACAACCCAUAAACCUUAAAGACAACCUUGGCCAGAGAAAAAUAACAUGCCAAAAUGACCCAAGAUAUGAUUGAAAUACAAAAUGCCUAUCUAAGAAGCAAAUAUUUAAGAUUUAGAAAAAUUAUUACUAAAUUGGCAAGUAGAAUGAACAAAGAGAAAAGACCUCUCGAUUAAUUGUUAACUAACAAAACAAUUGAUGAGAUCAAUUCAGCUUACGUUGAUAAACUUGAUCAAGGAAUUGAGAUAAGUGAAGGCAAUCUAUUUAGAUUGGUGAUGGAUGAAAAUUUACCAGGAACUAAAAAAUACAAAGAUCUGAUUUAAUAAAAGUGUAUUUGA